This is a messenger RNA of Eriocheir sinensis (Chinese mitten crab), 573 nucleotides long. RefSeq lists its product as uncharacterized. The transcript has 4 exons. Lineage: Eukaryota; Metazoa; Arthropoda; Malacostraca; Decapoda; Varunidae. Bases 18 to 455 code for a protein of 145 amino acids. The record is from RefSeq and is a predicted model, not a curated record.
GUACUGUAUUAUGUGUUAUGGUGACCUUGUACCUCUUUGCAGGAACAGAACAGGGAGGUGGAGGGAGACGCAGCGCUGUAAUAAUGGAAAAUGAAGGCUCGGAGUGCGGGUUGACAGCUGGCAUGGCGGGCGGCUGCUAUGGUGAAGGGGAGGCCCAGCAUAUGUUGCCCCUGCAGAGGACCCUCCCGGCCACCACCACGGGGAGUGUUGGUGAGGGCGGCGGCUCCCUCCACAGGGCAGGAGGGGCAGGUGCCUCUCCAUGUUCCAAGCAUGACACAGAGCAUCGUGUGGGUGAGCCUGUCCCGAUGCCUGACCCUCGGAGCUCCCUCAAGGCAGAGGCUGGGGCCCACACAUUCCUUUUCGCACUCUGUCCAUCCUUGUCUGGGUCCUCUCAUCCCCCAGCCUUCCCGCCAAGGUAUUCUAAUGCUCAUUCCUGGGCCGGGACUGACGGCUGAGUUCUCCCACCACUGUGCUCCAUGACUCUCCAUCCUGGACUGUAGCAGUGCCUGUUGGAGGGUUGAACUCCUGACUCGGCUACACCAAGCACCUGGACUGUAGCAGUGCCUGUUGGAG